Messenger RNA from Pyrenophora tritici-repentis Pt-1C-BFP, 1566 nucleotides. Its product is annotated as carboxypeptidase. Gene Ontology annotation, biological process: proteolysis. Lineage: Eukaryota; Fungi; Ascomycota; Dothideomycetes; Pleosporales; Pleosporaceae. Gene Ontology annotation, molecular function: metallocarboxypeptidase activity; zinc ion binding. The record is from RefSeq and is a predicted model, not a curated record.
AUGAGGCCCGCGUCUUUGGUGCCGCUUUUCACGGCAUCUGCUGUGGCGCAGUCACAAUAUGGCGAGAACCAUGUUAAUAUAAACCAAGACUCGCAGUUAAUAGAGCAGAAGGCUUUCCCGGCACCAAAUGUCACGUUGUACAGUCCUGCAUUCUUGUCCAAUGCAUCUUUUGAUCCUGGGUGGGCUAAGGGUACGGAAGGUGCGACGUCGCAAUACAAUUUGGACGCAUACAUCAGUGGUUUAGCAUCAAAAAACCCAUCAUGGAUGACCUAUGGCGUCGCCGACUUCUUCAGUGAGGAAGGCAAACCAUUCCCAUAUAUCUACCUCUCUUCCGCCCCAAACGCAACCGCCUCGCGUAUCGCCUCCAGAAAACUGCGGGUAUGGAUUCAAGGCUCAGUUCACGGAAACGAGCCCGCCGGCGAUGAAGCCACCCUCGCCCUCCUCGGCGCAAUGGACAACGACCCAACCUGGGCUUCGACCUUCCUCUCCGAAAUGGAAAUCCUCAUCCUCCCCCGCUACAAUCCCGACGGAAACGCCUACUUCCAACGCACCUUAGCUACGAACUUCGAUCCCAACCGCGACCAUACUAAACUCGCACGUCGACAAACCAGGGAUAUUAAGAACUGGUUCAGCACUUUCUCCCCGCAUAUCGCCAUCGAUAUGCAUGAGUAUGGAGCUGCCACACGCUAUGCUACAAACUACAGCAACGCUGCCGACGGCAUGUACAGCGCAGCCAAAAACCUAAACAUCCACCCCUCCAUCCGUUCCCUCUCUGAAACUGUCUUCGCCCCCGCUAUCAACGCCUCCCUACUGUCCAAAGGUCUACGCGGCGCACCGUACAUAACCGCAUCCAGCACCUCCCCACCCCGCCUAGAAGAAGCAGGCACAGAUGCGAAAAUCGGACGUAACGCAAUGGGCCUAAUUCAAUGCGUGACCUUCCUCUUCGAAACCCGCGGUAUCGGCAUCGCAAACCAGGAGUUUCAACGGCGCACCACGGCGGGACUUCAGAUGAUACUGGGGGUCUUAGAAACCGCACGUGAUCGAGCUGGCGAAGUGAAAGCAACGAUUGAAGGGGCGAUUGCGGAGGUCAUGGAGAGUAAAGAGGAUAUCGUAGUUACAGAUUUUACGACGUGGGAGAAUACUACGUAUCCGAUGGUUGACCGGCGCACAGCGGAAAUCGUCCAACUACCCGUUGAAUUUGCAAGCACAACACCCGUAACCGCAAAUCUUACGCGCACCCGUCCGAAAGGUUACGUUAUCCCCCGCGCAUGGGCUGAUGUAGCGGAGCGCCUGCAGGUCUCCGGACUACAGGUUGAUGUGCUGGAUGAGGUGUUCAAGGGCGAGAUUGAAGUAUACAACAUCACCUCAUCCCGUCUUGGGAAGUCGUAUUAUGAGGGCGUGGUACUUAAUACGGUGACGACGGAGACGCUGGUCAAGACGGUGGAGUUGCCAAAGGGCAGUUUCUGGGUAGAUAGCAAGCAGAAGAAUGCGGGUUUGGCUUUUGUGACGCUCGAGCCUGAGGGGAUUGAUUCGUGGGUGACCGUCAACAGCGCUAGUCCCAGAUAG